Penicillium longicatenatum is the source of this 966-nucleotide messenger RNA. RefSeq lists its product as uncharacterized. The record is from RefSeq and is a predicted model, not a curated record. NCBI's taxonomy places the organism in Eukaryota, Fungi, Ascomycota, Eurotiomycetes, Eurotiales, Aspergillaceae. The transcript has a single exon. The coding region runs from base 1 to 966 and encodes 321 amino acids.
AUGAAAAAUCUCCUACAGGCCCGAGGGGGGCCUUAUGCCUCACAUACCGCCUCAAUGGGCGGUCUUCCAACAACUAUCCCCGAUGUCCCAGUCUGCGCUGUUUUCCUCGUUCUAUACAUUUGUUUCGCAGCAACAAACAUGACCAUCUUCCAGCUCAACCGUCGGAGAGGACACAAAUUUAUCCUAUCGGGUUUGAUGUUUGGUUUCUGCAUGUCAAGACUCGUCACCCUCGUCCUGCGCAUCGUCUGGUCCCAAAAGCCAACGAACGUACGACUUGCGCUAGCCGCUCAGAUUUUCGUUAAUGCCGGCGUGUUGAUCCUUUACAUCGUCAAUCUCCUUCUCGCCCAACGCAUCCUCCGAGCGAAGCAGCCACACAUCGGGUGGAAUCCGAUCUUGCGCCAUGGUUUCAAGGUCAUCUAUGCGCUGAUUGGAGGCGCCUUGAUCAUGGUGAUCACUGCUGUGGUGGUGAUUGUUUACACCUUGAAUCCUAGCGUCCAAAAUAAAUGUCGGGAUGUUGAGCUUGCGGCUCUCACCUACCUUCUCGUGUUCACCUGCCUCCCUGCUGUACAUGUUGCCGCAGCAGUGUUGCUUCCGAAGUCACAACAUGAGGAAAGGUUCGGACAAGGAAGCUCACGGAGCCAAGUGCUUAUUGUGACUGCGUCUGCUUGUCUAUGUAUGACGAUUGCUGGGUUCAAAACUGGGGUCAACUGGAGCCCUGUACGACUUGACACCAACCCAGCCUGGUAUGAUUCCAAGGCUUGUUUCUAUGUUUUUAACUUCACAUUGGAGAUCAUUACGCUCAGCAUCCUGACUUUCAGUCGAAUUGACAAGCGAUUCUGGAUUCCCAAUGGUUCAACUAAGCCGGGAGAUUAUACGCAUCUUGGGAAGAAUACUCCGACUGGGGCUGACGCUGACUCGCUUGAAGUCUCAUCGUUGACACACGAGAAAACUGGCCAAGCAGCUUGA